UCGCAAAAGGAAGACGGCUGCCGUCAGUUUACGAUUAUGUUUAUCUUCUUAAUUUCAAUCAUCAAGGUGGGAAUUGCCUUGGUGCGAAGAUUCUUCAAUAAUAUUUACGUACAACAUUGGCCCGGAUUAGAGCGACCAAUCGUUCAGGUGGAUCAAGGAACGAUACAAGGAAUUACUCUCGAAACAUCAAGUGGCAAAUGGUAUCACUCUUUCAAAGGCAUUCCUUAUGCGGAACCUCCUAUUAGUGAGUUACGAUUCUGUCCACCAAUGCCCUUGGAACGAUUUCCUAGACCAGUGUUGAAAUGUUUGGUUGAUAAGAGCGAAUUCAUUCAACCACACGAAUUGUUCGGAAAGUUUUUGAUUGUUGGAACCGAGGAUGCCUUGUACUUAAAUGUGUAUACUCCGGAGUUACCCAAGAGAAAGUCAAAACAAUAUCCUGUAAUGGUGUAUAUUCACGGUGGAGGGCUGAAGAAUGGAACGGCCAGCAGUUUUUUUUAUGAUCCACGAUGCUUUAUCGAGAAAGGUGUAGUUCUAGUAACUAUUUCUUAUAGACUAGGACCCUUUGGAUUUUUAUGUCUACCAAGUGCAGGAAUUAGUGGUAAUUUUGGACUGAAAGAUCAAAGGUUGGCGCUUGAGUGGAUACACCAGAAUAUCGAGUGCUUCGGUGGUAAUCCAGAUAACGUUACACUUUUCGGAGAAAGUGCUGGUGGAUGGUGUGCUUAUUUACAUUAUCUUUCAGCGAACUCCAGGAAAUACUUCCAUCGUGUAAUUUGUCAAAGUGGAGAUUCUUGCACAGAGUCCGCACUGCAAGUAGACCCAGUUGAAAAAGCUCGAAAACUAGCUGGUUUGCUAGGAUACACAGGGAGUUCCGAUCAAAAGGUAUUAGAUACUCUUAGAAGAGCGCCAGCUCGACUGUUGACGAAAUAUCAGGACGAUGUUAUAAGUGAGCAAGAGAAAAGUCUGCCUCUGAAAUUUCUAUUCCGACCUGUAAUCGAGCAGGACUUCGAUGAAAAUGCCAUUAUUUGCCAAUCCCCAGAGAUGGUGCUGAAAUCCUUUGACACUAUUCAGAUACCUAUUAUCCAAGGCUACACAAAUGGCGAAGGAAUAUUAGCUCUUUCUUUUAACAAAAGGAAACUACGAAAGUUUGAUCAGCAUCGUGAAUGGCUUAUUCCACAAUACUUAAAACAAUCUCUUAAUUGUAAAAAAUCUAUUAUUGGCAAGAAUAUCAAACAAUUCUAUUGUAAAGAGAAACAAAUUAGUUGGAAGGCAGUUCAUGAAAUCAGAGAUCUGUUCUCAGAUUUAACAUUCCUAACUACAUGCAAUUUGAGUGCAGAAUGGUUAGCUAAAUACCAACCAAAUGCCCAACAGUACCACUACCUAUUUUCAUACGAUGGCAGAUUUAGUUUUAUGAAGAAGAUAUUAAAUAUGAGCUUCGUUGAAGGAACUUGCCACGGUGAUGAUUGUCUUUACAUGUUCAGUCCACCUUUUCUACCAGCACUACCCGCCGAUAGUGAUGAAAUACACGUACGAGAAACAUUAGUAGAGUUAUGGACGAACUUCGCCAAGUACAACGAUCCAACACCUGUAGGAACUAAUUUGGGCUUUACUUGGAUUCCUGUGACGAAGAUAGAUCCAGGAAGAAAAGAUUUCAAUUUAGAUUGCCUGGAAAUUAACGUUAAGCCUAAAAUGAUACGCAAUCCGUACCCUGAUCGAAUGGAGUUUUGGAGAAGCAUAAUGAUGCGAAGCACAGUUGUGAAGAUGAUACGAUUUUUCAUUUUUAUAUUUAAACUUGCUUUUGCGUUUUCUAAACACAUUCUUCUCAAUCUAAUAAUUCGGUUCUGGCCGGGUAUCGAACGGCCGAUCGUUGAAUUGCGACAGGGCAAAGUACAAGGUGUGACGGAUAAACUCCCAAAUGGAAGAAAAUAUCACUUUUUCAAAGGUAUCCCUUACGCAAAGCCACCCAUUGGAGAACUACGCUUCCGAACACCGGAGCCACUGGAACGCUUCAAUAAACCAGUACUCAACUGUAGCUCAGAUAAGAAUUUCAUUAAACAAAGUUUGGUCAUUUUUGAUUGGCCUGUAAUCGGCACAGAAGAUGGACUGUAUCUAAAUGUUUAUACACCGUCUCUGCCAGUAGCUGGACCCAGAAAGUUUCCGGUUAUGGUUUACAUUCAUGGUGGAGGAUUCCGAUACGGUACGGCCAGUGCUGCGAUCUACGAUCCAAAGUACCUUAUCCAGCAGGACGUUGUUGUAGUGUUGAUGUUUUAUCGCUUGGGACCACUCGGAUUUCUCUGUCUGCCGGAUGCCGGGAUCAGUGGUAACGCUGGACUGAAAGAUCAACGCCUAGCUCUGAAAUGGGUUCAUGAAAACAUAUAUUUGUUCGGUGGAGAUGCCGAAAAUGUAACAUUGUUUGGGCAAAGCGCUGGCAGUUGGUCAACCUACCUGCAUUACUUAUCGCCAAACUCAAGGAAAUACUUUCACCGAGUAAUUUGUCAAAGUGGGGAUUCGUGCACUGACUAUGCGUUUCAAGUCGAUCCAGAAGAAAAAGCAAGAGCUCUUGCCCGCAUGCUGGGAUACACCGGUAACUCAGAUCAAGAAGUGCUAGUUACUUUGAUAAAAGCGUCAUCUACAUCUUUAAUGAAUCAUCAAUACGACGUUCUUAGUCCCAAGGAACAAUCCUGCCCUCUCCGAUUUCUUUUCAGGCCGGUAAUUGAACGAGAGUUCUCCGAAGAUAGCAUAAUAACACAAGCUCCGGAAGAAAUUUUGAAAAGCUACGACACGAUUCAUAUGCCUAUUAUGUCUGGUUGUACCUCGGCGGAAGGUUUAAUAUCUUUUUUGCUGAGCAAAAAUCGGCUGCAUGAGUAUAACCAACAUCCAGAAUGGCUCGUUCCACGCUUCCUGCAUUCUCCACAAGAUCGCGAACGAUGGAUUCUUGGAAGCCAAGUAAAACAGUUUUAUCUCGACUGCAGAGAUCUUGGCUGGGACACAGCUAACGAAACUUGUGACUUAAUGUCGGAUCUCACAUUUCUCACUAGUAACAACUUGAGUGCCGAAUGGAUUUCGAAGUUCCAGCCGAACGUUCAUCAUUAUCACUAUUUAUUUGAUUACUGCGGUAGAUUCAACUUCCUGAAAAAGAUGAUACUAAAUUCAAUCAAUGGUGCAUGUCACGGUGACGAUAUUUUUUACUUAUUUAGUCCUUCGAUGUUACCUAAUCUGCCCGAAGACAGUGAGAAAUGCAGACUUCGAGAUACUUACGUUCACCUCCUAACUAAUUUUGCCAAAUACGGUAACCCUACACCAGAUGAAAGCGGUCUAGGUUUCAAAUGGACUGCAGUACUGCCAAUUAACAAGAACUCCGAUUCUUUUGAUUUAGACUCUCUACUAAUAAAUCAAUUUCCAAAAAUGGUGAGAAAUGUAUAUCACGAGAGGAAAGAAUUCUGGAGAAAUAUUAUCAAACAACAUUCUGAAUUGUUAUGAUAAUAUAAAAGCACUAGAAACGUAAUAUAAUUCAAUUAUUUGUUGUCUCAAUUAUGGGUAUUUAUGGGUAUUCAUGUAUUUAUGUAAUCACUUAAUCAUUUAAUUAUUAACACUUUUAUUUAUUUAUUUGCUUAUAUAUUUGUUUAUUUAUUCAUUUUUUUAUUUAUUUGCUUAUAUAUCCAUGAAUCUCUCGCCAUUUUUAUGACAAAUGCUGAAUUCCGGUUGGCUUGCGCAAUGACGAGGUAAUGAUGAUUUUUAAAAUAAUUUUAGAAUCAGACAUUACACUAAAAUCCCAGAUCGUAAAUACUCUGUCUAGUGAGUUGUCAGAGAUAGCACAUUUCCGAAGAAUUUUUAUUUUCUGAAUGAAAGAGAUCUUAGACCAUCUUGAAAUACAGAGUAUUAAUCGAUACCUUCUUAACCAUAGCGAGGUAAUUUCAAAGUGUCUUUGUAACUCCUAUAUAGGAUAUAGGAUACGUUUCGACUCUCUCUAUAGAUAGGUAUUAAAAUUGCUGGAAAAACCGACUAUCGAACGGAGUUCGGAGACCCAUAGUUUUAUAUACCAAUUGACUCAGCUCGACGAGAGCGGAAAAUGUCUGUGUGUGUGAUGUGUCUGUUUGUAUGUGUGUGUAUGUAUGUGCACCGUUUAACGGAUUUUUUUUAUCACUCAAUUUUCUCAGAGAUGGCUUAACCGAUUUCAACGAGCUUAAGCUCGUUUUAAAGCUAGUAUUGAGCCAUUGAUCAAGCUCGAAGAUAAAAUGACUGCGACUUCUGGUUCCGGAGGUAUGAUGGUAUAAGUAACGUAAGAGACAAAACACGUUGAUUUUUACCGCUCUAAUAUAUAUAUAUACGGGUGUCAAUAUUUUGGGAUCACUGAAUCAUUUUAUUGUAACUGAAACAGGAGAGUGAAUUUCCACAAAACAAAUAUAAUACAAAGACAUUGCUCAACAGAGCUCGGUAAGAUAAAUCCUCGUAGAAUAAUUUUAAAACGAUUUCGGCCUCCCGUUCGAUCGAAAUCCGAUUGAAAAUGUUCGUAAAUGUUGCCGAUAUGGAGGACUUUCUCCAAUUUACGAAAUCCAAAUUCCGAAAGCAACUUUAUACAAAUCUCCAGUAUGGCAAACUAAUUACUUGCACGAAUUGAAAGACUUAUUCGAUUUAGAAAUGAUAAAAAAGUUGAACGCGUUUUCUUUAAACCUUCGUAACUCGGAAAUUGCCACAAAAAAAACGUCCUUUCUGAGAAAAUGGUUACAGUAAUAUUCUUCAAAGAAGUCACCAUCGCUAGCCACACAUUUUUCCUAUCUCUCGGACAAUUUAUGGAUACUACACUAAAACAUUCUCCGUGGUCGUCAAAUGGUGAGAUAACUAAGUCCUCACAAGUUCCUAUCUCAUACUUCCCCGAGCGUCUAUGAUGACAUUUGGUCAAUAGAACGGCGUCGACUGGGUGCUAUCGCCUUCUGCGUUAGUAGCAGAAUGAGAGGGUGCGAAAUGGAUUGUAGUUUGAAUGUUGUUUGUUGUAUUAUUUGUUAUAUAUUGAAUUGAA
Messenger RNA from Malaya genurostris, 5014 nucleotides. RefSeq lists its product as uncharacterized. Gene Ontology annotation, molecular function: cholinesterase activity. The transcript has 9 exons. Bases 37 to 3477 code for a protein of 1146 amino acids. The record is from RefSeq and is a predicted model, not a curated record. Lineage: Eukaryota; Metazoa; Arthropoda; Insecta; Diptera; Culicidae.